Astyanax mexicanus (Mexican tetra) is the source of this 4267-nucleotide messenger RNA. RefSeq names its product melanocortin 4 receptor (gene mc4r). Gene Ontology annotation, cellular component: membrane. NCBI's taxonomy places the organism in Eukaryota, Metazoa, Chordata, Actinopteri, Characiformes, Acestrorhamphidae. Bases 811 to 1818 code for a protein of 335 amino acids. The record is from RefSeq and is a predicted model, not a curated record. Gene Ontology annotation, biological process: G protein-coupled receptor signaling pathway. Gene Ontology annotation, molecular function: melanocyte-stimulating hormone receptor activity. The transcript has a single exon.
UGCCGGAGUGUCAAGAGAUGCUCUGGCAAUCUGCUGUUCGCCUCAGAUUCUUGCAUCUUUCAUUCUUUUUUUCUGCUGGGUUCAGCGGUUUUGCUUCAACUCUCUGCUGCUGGGACCUGGGAGACUGCCUGCACAGCUCAACUCUCACUCUGCCUGCCUCCUUCCUUCAGUCUCCGACUGCCUCGCGUUGCUCCGUUGCUCUGUCAAUUUGUCACGCUUCGGGAGGAGAGAGCAAGUGAGCAGGAGAAGAUGAAAGCUGGUCAGGGGUGCUGAUACAGCUGCAGCUGAGGAUUCAGAAUGCAGGUUGUUUUCCCAUUCCGAAAAAAAGACGCAAGGAAUCUCAACUUGUCUCAACUGUCCUACUGGAGGGCUGAAGAUUUUAGUAUUUUAAAGUGCACUGGGAGUAAAUAUUGGAUGACAUUCUGAGGUGAGAAGAUCAAAUCUACUUACUUUUGACUAGACCUUUGACACAUCUGGAUGUUAUGGAGAGUACGAAGGACAUCACUGAUGUAUUUUUGACUGUUCUCUGAUGAUUCACAGUGGACUACGCAGUAACUUAAUUCCCAGUUGCAUGUAGAAAGUUCUAGGUUUCUGGACAUUCUCUUGGCUCCCUUUUGAUCUCACUUAAACUGUCUAAAUCCUCUUAGGAUUUCCAUUCUUCAACUAUUUCCCUCUACAGUUACUGUAGUCUUGCUCUUCAGUGGUUGAACCUGCCUUAACAAAAAAGUUGCUCGACACAGGCUGUAUAAAAAGCUUAAAAAGUUGUACAAUUAAAAUGGACUGACUGAACCCAAGCAAAGCAAAGCAAAGAUGAACAUAUCGCAGCACCAUGGGCUGCACCAUUCCCACAGGAACCACAGUCUGGUUGCUCAUGCUGGAAGCAAAGUGGAGAGGGAACCAACCUCAGGCUGCUAUGAGCAACUGCUGGUCUCCACCGAAGUGUUCCUCAUUUUGGGGCUGGUCAGCCUGGUGGAGAACAUUCUGGUCAUCGCUGCCAUUGUCAAGAACAAGAAUUUCCACUCGCCCAUGUACUUCUUCAUCUGUAGUCUGGCAGCAGCCGAUCUUCUGGUGAGCCUCUCCAACUCCACAGAGACCGUGGUCAUGGCGCUCAUCACUGGCGGCAACCUGAGCAUUUCUGGAGGAGUCGCCAAGACCAUGGACAAUGUGUUCGACUCCAUGAUCUGCAGCUCCCUCUUGGCCUCCAUCUGGAACUUGCUGGCCAUAGCCAUCGACCGUUACAUCACCAUCUUUUACGGCCUUCGGUACCACAACAUCAUGACCCAAAAGCGGGCGGCCAUCGUCAUCGUCUGCAUCUGGGCUUUCUGCACAGCUUCCGGCGUGCUCUUUAUCGUCUACUCGGAGAGUCCCACUGUCCUCAUCUGCCUUAUCAGCAUGUUCUUCGCCAUGCUGGCCCUCAUGGCUUCGCUCUACGUCCACAUGUUCCUUCUAGCCAGGCUUCACAUGAAGCGAAUCGCUGCCCUUCCUGGCAAUGGACCUGUACCGCAGGCGGCCAACAUGAAGGGCGCGGUGACCCUCACCAUCCUGCUGGGUGUUUUCGUGGUGUGCUGGGCACCCUUCUUCCUGCACCUCAUCCUCAUGAUCUCCUGCCCCAGAAACCCUUACUGCAUCUGCUUCAUGUCUCACUUCAACAUGUACCUAAUCCUUAUCAUGUGUAACUCGGUCAUCGACCCACUCAUCUAUGCCUUCCGCAGCCAGGAGAUGAGGAAGACCUUCAGGGAAAUCUGCUGUGGCUGGGCCUCGGAUCUGAGCUGUGGAUGGAACUGUGGGGGUUAUGGGCUUUCUUCUGAUUGUGUGUGAGCUGCGAAUCAUUUUAGUUCCACAGUGCUCCCUUAGUCUCAAGUGUGACGUAACAGAUAAGACAUGCCUGGUGUCUGUUGGUUGGGUUUGUCUGGGGUUGGAGCUUCUGGAUCAGUUAUAGGGAAGUCAUAGGAGAUGCUGUUCACCAAUUGUUUUGUGGACUGCUGUUUUUAAGUACAGAUAAGCCUGCUAUUAUCUGUGCAGCCAGGUUUGGAGACUUGGCCAGGCUCAUUUUUAUAGAUAACAGUGAUUCAGACAGGGUUAAAAACUACAUGCAAGCUUAUUUGAAAUUUCUUAACUUAAAUAAAGGCUUGAGGAAAUCCCAAACAUGGUCCUGGAGGACCUUUUUCCUAUAUAUUGUAGUGUUUUCCCUGCUCCAAACACACAUAAUCUACCCAACAAAUCAGUGAAUUGAGAAGACCAUAAUAGGUUGAAGACAGUCGCUGCAUUUUAAGGUCUAGGCUGCAGCCAAGGUAAGCUGAAUUUCUUAGGUUGCUACCUUACAUACUGGCAUCAUGUUGGCUUUACGUUCAGGUGGGGGUCUUAGGUUCAAGUCCCUAUCUGGGUGGAGUUUGUGUGUUCUCCCCAUUUAGGGUUUCCUCCCAGAAGUCCAAAAACCAUGAAGUAAAUUGGUUACUGUAUCUUCAUACUCGGACACAGAUUGGCACUGUGGUGGACGUUCAUUUCUGGUAAGCUGUACACGAUUGGCUGCUGCUUGUUGCUGGUCUGUAUUGGAGAGUGUGGGUAAAUAGAGUUGUUGUUUGUGCAAAACAUCCUUGGGGUUUCUUAAAAGGUACUAUAUAAGUGUACCUUAUUCAAUUAUAAAAGACUGUUCCAAAAUAAAAGACCCUUCAUAUGUUGUAUACAGCCGAUUUAACGGUAAAUGCAACCGGCGUUUGGAGUGCUUUAAAGAUGCAAUCACGAUCAUUGUAUUCUUCACAGACCUUGGUUACCCACAGUGCUCUGCACAUGUACAAUGUAAAGGGAAUAAAACAGCACAACAGAACAUAAUGAAUCCUCCAGAAAAUAGUUUAUUUUUAUAAUUAUAAAUCAUUUAUGUUAAGAAAUGAAAACUGAACUUUUUUUACUGCAAUUGCAAGAAGCGGGACUUUUCUGGUAAAAGGACAUCAACAGAAAAUUGUAUUAGACUUUUACAUACAGCUCUGGAAAAAGAAUUAAGAGACCACUUCAGUUUCUGAAUCAGCUUCUCUGAUUUUGCUAUUUAUAUGUAUAUGUUUGAGUAAAACAAGUAAAAUGUACAUAGUUGUUUUAUUCUAUAAACUACAGACAACUUUUCUCCCAAAUUCCAAAUAAAAAUAUUGUCAUUUAGAGCAUUUAUUUGCAGAAAAUGAGAAAUGGCUGAAAUAACAAAAAAGAUGCAGAGCUUUCAGACCUCAAAUAAUGCAAAGAAAACAAGUUCAUAUUCAUAAAGUUUCAAGAGUUAAGAAAUUAAUAUUUAGUGAAAUAAUUCUGUUUUUUUAAUCACAGUUUUCGUGCAUCUUGGCAUUUUCUCCUCCACCAGUCUUACACAUUGCUUUUGGAUAACUUUAUGCCUUUACUCCUGGUGCAAAAAUUCAAGCAGUUCAGUUUGGUUUGAUGGAUUGUGAUCAUCCAUCUUCCUCUUGAUUAUAUUCCAGAGGUUUUCAAUUUGGUAAAAUAAAAAAGAAACUUAUCAUUUUUAAAUGAUCUCUUAUUUUUUUUUCCAGAGCUGUAUGUGUGACCAAUAGGUUAUUAAGAAAGAGUUUUCAUAGGACAGUAAUUGACUGCUGCUUUUGCUGUUUUUUUGGCCUCUACAACAUAGAAAGUUGUUUCAAAUGGAAGAAUCAAUAGAGUACAACAUGGUGCCACGUGAAAAAAAAAAACUACAACAUAAAGUGCAAAAGAGCGCCAAAUUGUGCAAAUAGUGCUGUACCGAUGCAACACGGUUUGAUUGUGCAUUGUGAGGAUCAGGUGCAGAGAUAUACAAAGAAAUGCAGCUGAAUUUUAGAGCAAUUUUAAGGACGCAAUUGAUUGACGCAACUUUCCAGCCCUUGGUUAUCAGCCCACAGUUCCCUGAACAUGUUUAAUGUAAGGGAAAAUUAUAUAUAGCAUCAUUGAUGUUAAAGAAAAAUAGUAAAAAAAAAAAAAAAAAAAAGUCUGGAGCAGAGUUUGUUCUAAAAUGUUCCAGAGUUUUGCAUUACAAAUGUUUUGCACCACCACAAAGCCUUGUUACACUAUUCUAUUAGUUUCACCAAUAGCCGGCUGCAGCCUAGGCUUUGGAACACAGCUAUAGCUAUAUGUUAGAAAAGGAAACCACUAACAUGUGCAAGUUGCAUUGCAUCCUCCAUAACCAUUGUGUCUUCUUGCCUUACAUUACCAUAAAAAAAAAAAAAACACUGGAAGCAACCAGAUCAUGGCUGAUUGACUUUAUUUGGGGUGCGGGGCAAACUGUGUAGACUAAAAUCCCCCC